AUGAGUGACAUUUCAUCUGAAGAGUUUGAAGAGGAAUUUGAUUUAGGUACUCGCCGAUCUGGGUUAGGAGGAAAAUGGACACGCGAGGGACGCUCUCAACAAAAGGAACGCGCCAUGUUCGUUGGCAAAAAUGAACAGCUCAAGUCAAAACAAACGAUAACUUCCAGUGAUUUACUCGAGGGAACUCAUAAUGCUCCCAGAAAAGAAACAGAGCGGGAAAAAGAGAUACCAAGGAUGAAGUUUAAUACUACAGGUUUUGGUGCAAAAAUGCUAGAGAAAAUGGGAUAUCAAAAGGGACAAGGUUUAGGAGCGAACGCCGAAGGUAUAGCGGCCCCCGUGGAAUCUAAAUUACGCCCAGAAAGAAUUGGUUUAGGUGCAGUUAGAGAAAGAACGGAAAAAGAAAGACGCGAAGCUGUUCUUCGUGGAGAAAUUUCGGACAGUGAAGAUGAAGAGGUUCACCAGAAACGAGAAAGAGAAAGAAUGAUGAAGAAGAAGAAUCGAGAGAAUUUGAAAUCUUCUUCUGAAUUGUCGAACGCCUUAGGUGACUUCUCGCUUCCACCUGCCCUUGCAAGUCUCCUAGAUGCUGGUAUCCAUGAUACGAAGAGAAUAGAGCUAACUUCAGCCCUUUCUGAAGGUGAAACUGAAGUAAAUCAAAAAAAUCUCAACGAAUUGAUAGACCAACUUUCCCGCUUAGCUCGUGUGGAGUCAGAAAAUUAUGUAGUAAACUGGCAGCAGCUCCAAGCCCGAAAAGCAUAUAUUAGAAUGGAAAAAGAACGGAUUUCGAAUGAGUAUGAUCAAAAAAACAUGGAAAUUAGUCGUUUGGAAAAGUUACUUGAAAAGGUUAGCGAUAUCCAUGCUGGUGUUGAUAAUCUGACUGUAGAAAAUGUUAAUGAAUCAGUGGAUGAAUUAGAAAAAGCAAUACAGCCUCUGACGUACCUGAUCGAGACGCUCCCUGUCGAGUUUGCUGAACCUAGUAUGCAUUAUGAACUCGAUUCCGUCGCUGUUAGCAUUUUAGUGGCUGUACUAUCGGAGCCUUUUCAGAAUUGGAAUGUUUUUAGACAUCCUUACUUUUUGUUGGAGCAUUUCUUGUCUUGGAGAAAUUCUCUUCAAUCCAAUGUGUAUCGCCCAAAGACAGAACGUCCUGAUACUUUUAUGGAUAUAGAACUGGAAAUGGAUGAAAAUCAAGCAGGCCAAACAAAUUUCACUCAUUAUGAAUCACUAAUUAUGGCACUGUGGGAAACAAGGGUUUCUCAAGCUUUUCGGGACCAUUGGAGUAGCCGGGAUACAUCAACUGCGUUACAGUUACUAGAAGCUUGGGAUGUCGUAGUACCAUCUAAGGUCAAGGAAGUAUUAAUAAAGGAUACUAUUCUCCCAAAACUUCAAGAAGAGAUAAAUUCAUGGAAACCAUCCACGAGAUUACGAAAGAGAUCCGCCGACUCCUUGCAUCACUGGAUUUUUCCAUGGUUACCGUAUCUAGGGAAUUUUUCUGAUGAACUUUUGUCCGUGGUUUUGACACGUCUGUCAAAGGUACUUUCUGGAUGGAAUAUUGAGUUUGGGCCUUCAGAUGAUUUUAGCGUUUGGCGAUUUGCAUUCACGGAUGAUAUGCUAGAUCGUAUAUUGGAAAAGACAAUCCUGCCAAAGCUGGAACGGUUUUUGCAAGAAAAAUUAGUGAUUGACCCUUCUAAUCAGGACAUGAAUGUGAUAUUGACUGUCCUUUCAUGGAAAGAUGCAUUCCGAGCCACUGUGUUUGGAAAGUUACUAGUCGACCACUUUUUUUCGAAAUGGCUUAUGACUUUGUAUGAAUGGCUUACGAUUUCGCCCAACUUUGAAGAAGCUAGCGAAUGGUAUAGAUGGUGGAAGUCUUUUUUCCCAGAGGAUGUAGCAGCAAAUGUUUAUGUACAGCAAGGAUUUUCCAAAGGUUUAGAUAUGAUGAACGAAUCUUUGGAAAACAAAACGAUUACUCCGCCAACUUAUUACGUGGGCGCACAAAUUCAACAGAAAUUGGAUGCCAACGAAAAGAAACUGAAUGCGCAGAAGUUAGCAAAUCAACUGCGAGAUGAAAGUAUUCGGCAGGCUCCAGAAACCGUUAGUUUUCGAGAGAUCGUUGAAGAGUACUGCAGUGAUCAUGGUUUCCUGUUGGUUCCAUUACGAAAGUCACAUCCACUUAGUGGAAAUGCUCUUUUUAGAGUUUCUGCUCAGGCUGCAAAGUCUCGAUCUAUGACUGUUUACUUGAAAAAUGACAUUAUCUGGAUGAAACCUUUUGGUGCUACAGAGGACGCUGUGUUUCAACCUAUUGGGUUUGAAGAGAUCCCUACCCUUUUGAAUCAACCUCGUCCCUCUUGA
Messenger RNA from Schizosaccharomyces cryophilus OY26, 2343 nucleotides. Its product is annotated as RNA-binding splicing factor. The transcript is spliced from 2 exons. NCBI's taxonomy places the organism in Eukaryota, Fungi, Ascomycota, Schizosaccharomycetes, Schizosaccharomycetales, Schizosaccharomycetaceae. Gene Ontology annotation, molecular function: nucleic acid binding. The coding region runs from base 1 to 2343 and encodes 780 amino acids. The record is from RefSeq and is a predicted model, not a curated record. Gene Ontology annotation, biological process: spliceosomal complex disassembly. Gene Ontology annotation, cellular component: U2-type post-mRNA release spliceosomal complex.